GGAGGGGAAGCGGGAGGGUGUCCAUUCCUUCUCGACUAUUGAUUGGGAACCAACACGUGUUGCGUCUUGAGCAUAUGUUCCUCGCGCGUGCUCUGCGUGUGUGUGUGUUGGUGAUGAUGAUGGAGGAGAGGGCGAAAAGUCAAGGACGUUUUUACCGAGGCAUGCGCGAGCGACGAAGCAUCUAUACGUUCUCUCCGUUCCUCGCUGACACUCUUCUCGCCACAUCUCGUGGUCGGCGCGAGAAGACACCGCGCAGCAGCAGCAUCACCUCAAAGGGCAGACGACUCGCCAAUCUUGUUCUCGACGCAAGCGAGGUUGGGAGGCUGAGCAAGCGAGUUGUCCCCCACCCUGUCUUGUACAGUAGCCUGCCAUCUACACUCGUAUCAUCUGUGAAGUCUGUGUAGCUACAUGCAGCAUCUGUCUGUGUAGAAGCGGAGCGCAGUGCAGGCAGAAAACAAGGGCGACUUGGGAGGCUGAGGCAUUUCCUGUUCGAGAUCCUCUCCUCCCUCCACCACAACUCUCCACCACCUCUCCCUGUGCAGUCAAAGCGGUUGGCUGUGUUUGUUUCCCCACUGGUGUGGUGAUGGUGAUGGUGAUGUUUGCCUCCGUACCAGCAGCAAGUGUCGAAUGUGCGCCUUAGGUGAUGAGUGAUGCGGCGACCAGACGCGACCUUCGUCCUUCAACUCUAGCAGUCAAGGUGGAACUUUCGCGGAGUGUGUAACGGCCAUCGGUGACGUGGAGAGUGGAGGAACCCAACCGACUUUACCUGGAGCCAGAACUGCUUUUUGUCUGCCUGCAGCUGCAUCGUCCAGCGAGCUGACCCGAGAGUCUCGCCAGUCAACAUGAGUGCCCGGAUGACCGACCUGUCUGUCCCGUCUAAUCACGUGACUUUGUACGUGAAGGCUGGGUGGGAUGGCAUCAGCUACGGGCGCCCCUUCUGCCAGCGCUUCUACAUGGUCCUGGACCUCAAAGCCAAGCAGGGUAGCCUGACCUACGACGUCAUCACCGUCAACAUGGCGCGGCCGCCGGAGGAGUUCAAGAAGUUCGCCAGCAAGCUGCCGGUGCUGAAACACGGUGACGAGGUGGUCAUCGACGGCGAUGAAAUCAUGCAGUACAUAGACGACAACUUUCCCGUGCCGGACCUGCGCUACCACAAUCCCGAGGCCCACGCCGCCUGCCUGGACGUCUUCUCCAAGUUCUCCUUCUACAUCAAGAACGUCAGCCACACGGCCGACUACCUGCUGAAGGAGCUCAUCACCUUCGACCGUUACCUGGAGGGUUCCGGCACCCGCUACCUGUGUGGCAAUCACCUGACACACCUGGACUGCCUCAUGCUGCCCAAGCUGCAGCAAAUCCGGGUGGCGUCCAAGGCAUUCAAGGAUUUCGAGAUCCCGCCGCGUCUGGCGGCCCUGUGGCGCUACCUGGGGGCCGCCUACGGCAACGACACCUUCCGGAAAACCUGUCCUUCCGACCAGGAGAUCGUUCACUACUGGAGCGACAAGAAGGAGACGCCACCGCUCCCAGAAGCGAAGAAGAGGUUGUACAUGAUGGAGAGUGACCCCGUCUUCACUUUCUCUGUCCCACAACUAAACGGCCAAUAGAUGACCCCUAACCUUUUGCCUGAUCUUAUUUGCUUGACCUCGCAUCUUGUGCUGGGCUUAUCAGAAGGACUGCAAGAGUUUGAUCAGCGAUCGUUAUUCGAUUGGUGAGGAAUUAGCUUUAAUGGACAAAUAAAGCACAGUCUUCCUCCUUGUUUGCUCUUCUCCUUUUGCUCCAUCUUUCUUCAUCUCAGUCUUCCUCCUAACUUUCCCCACGUAGCCCCUCCUUCUCCGAUUAUCUUUUCUUCUUGGCCUUCCACACCUUUCCAUCUCACCGUGGACCUUCACCGUGUUAAUGCAACCAUCACAGGCUUCAGAAAGUUGUGCCCUCGUCAGAGCUCUUCUCGUAUAAACAAAGAAUCCAUUAUUCAGCUUUUGUAACGGCGCUUGGUUAGUCACGUUUCCGCAGAUUUACACAGGAAGACUUCGUUUCCAAACAGAUGAUGGUCUGUGGUUUAUAUUGUUGUAUUGUUUUCAUGAUCGUAAACACCUGGUGUGUCGCUGUAGGGUGUUUAUGUUGAGCAACAGCAGAGCCUUCGAAAGCACACAAAAGAGUGAAUGACUGAAAGCGAAAGGGAUUUAAAAAAAAAAGCUGAACACACUAAAACAAAACAUUUGGUCCUUGUUUCUGAUGAACUUAAGCCUGAACAGAAACACGUUUUUUUUUUAAUGUAUUGUUUACCUCGUCCUUUUUGUUUUGUUUACAGUAAGCUGAUGUCAUGCUUUUAAAAGUAUUUUUUUAAUCUAGUCAUGAUUAUUUCAAUCUUCCUUCUCUCGUGUCUGCUGUUGUGAAUAGAAACUACUAGUGCCACUGGCAUUCUGUGUGAACCCGAGUAUUGUAAGUGUUAACAGGUGGUUGUGAUUGGAGCUGCUGCUAGCCUUAUUAUUGCUGAGUAACUCUGAGUCAACUACAGUUGAACGCGAGUGUGCUGCCCUUUGCUUUUACUAGAGCUGACUGCUGUUACUACUAUAGAGCUGUUACUACUAUAGAGCUGACUGUGUUACUACUAUAGGGCUUACUGCUGUUACUACUAUAGAGCUGACUGCUGUUACUACUAUAGAGCUGUGUUACUACUAUAGGGCUUACUGCUGUUACUACUAUAGAGCUGUUACUACUAUAGAGCUGACUGCUGUUACUACUAUAGAGCUGACUGCUUGUGUUGUUACGAUUUCUAUCAGUUUUUUGUUUAUAACGAUCAUUUUUGUGUUGUUAUUGCUGAGUGCUGCUGUUGCUACUAUAGGGCUGACUCAGGUUGCUACUAUAGAGCUGACUGCUGUUACUACUAUAGAGCUGACUGCUGUUACUACUAUAGAGCUGACUGCUGUUACUACUAUAGGGCUGUGCUGUUACUACUAUAGAGCUGACUGCUGUUACUACUAUAGAGCUGACUGCUGUUACUACUAUAGAGCUGACUGCUGUUACUACUAUAGAGCUGACUGCUGUUACUACUAUAGAGCUGACUGCUGUUACUACUAUAGAGCUGACUGCUGUUACUACUAUAGAGCUGACUGCUAGUGCUGUUAGUGCCGACUUGUUUAUCACAUUUGUUUGUUGUUUAUAACGAUCAUUUUCGUGUUGUUAUUGCUGAGUUCUGCUGUUGCUGCUACUAGAGCUGACUGCUAGUCGUUAGGGCCGAUUUGUAUCAGAUAUUUAUUUGUUUGUUUGCAAUGACAAAUUGUCUGUGUUGUCAGGGUUGACUGCUGGCGACUUUGGUGCCCAUGGGUAUCCAAGUUUUUGUACUGAGUUUAAUUUUUGUUUGUGAUGACUGCAGAUGUUGACCGUUAGUGUCGCUAGUGCUGUGUACAUCACUGUUAGCGUUGACUGCUGUUAGUACAAGUGUACAUGUACCCAUUGUUAGCACAGAAUCCGGCCUUUGACUGCUAGUGGCAGCGAUUUCUGUCAGAACAGUUGACCGCUGAUGUUGUGAAAUGUCGGGACACACUGCCUCGCGCUUUAAAAAAAAACUGUAGACAAGCAGUUUCACUGAGUGAUGCCAUUACUCUACAGUCACAUGCUCUCUAGCCGCAUGUUGUCAGCAGCACACCACCAGUAGGUGCGACCAUUGCGUGUAUGACAGCGAUCAGCAGACGAGUGCUUAUUGGCACGAUGGAGGGAACGAGUAGUUUGAGGCUCCCUGUGGGAGAUAAAAUAGAAUUAUGAUGUCUGCGUCAGUUAUCGCUUGUUGCAUCGAAAAGCUAUCACGGUUAAUUAAACGCAGCUUUCCGAGCAGGUUCCAGACUGUAACCGACAAGGACAGCCAGGCAGGUAGACAUCCUGAAGGAAAGAUAGAAAGAUAGACAAACCAAAGCAGAGAGAUGUAUGAAGACAGUAAAAAAUUGGGGUAGAGAGACGGACAAAGAGAGAAGGAAUAAUCGGUGGGGGAGAAGGAGGGGUAGAGAAGCUCGGUUUCAGCUGUAGAUAAAUGUAUGAGGAGGUUAUUUUAUUUAUUUAUAUUUUAUUUAUUUUUUGCCAUGGGAAAUACGGAAAACCCAAGGUCCCAUGACGAUAAACAAGAGCAGAUUUAAUGAGACCUGUUUGCCUGCGUCCAUCAAAUUUCAUGUUUUCUGUUCACUGUUUACAAUGGAGGUCCGUGACUGUUUGUGACCUAACAUAAGUGGCUAGUCGUGACCAAACACAGGCGUCACUCAUUUGCCGUGACGUGUCCGCUGCUGUGAACCAGGGUACGCAUAUUAAUAUAAGAAAUGAAAGACAGAAAGGGCAGUGGGAUGAGUUGGAGCACCAGGCUCGUGGCUAGUACUGCGAUUCGCCUCGACCUGUCCUUCCUUAAUCACACACAUAUAUUAUCCAAUCGUUUUUUUUUUUUCUUCUUUUCCUGUUUAUUUUCUUUUGUACCGUUUCUUCCACCUGUCCUCGCUACAAUCCAGGUCGUUCUUUCGCCCUCGUCCUUCAUCAUCUGUAUCAGCUCUUGAAGGAGCUGUGUAGAUUGGCGCGUCCUCGAUGACUCUCAAGUAGCUGACAAGGGCGAUGGUUCUUUUGCGAUACCCUGCUUCCGCACUGGCAUCCACCCCGACAUCCUCGGUAUCCCAUUAAUGUGCAAGAUCGCCUACAUGCGAGUUCCGGGGGGUUGUCAUGACAGUAAGACAGACCCCCACACGCUCACCCCGACUUUUCCACAUUCACUGGUUUGUAUAUUAAAGAUACCCGAGAUUGGCAGUCCUCCUCUCAUCACCCACCCACCCGAUGAUGCACUUUUGCUGUGCACGAGAGAGCGAGCAGGAGGAGUCCCGCCAUCUUGCAGGUGACGCACGCGGCGGGGUCAGGACCGGGACGGAGUCGGAGCGUGCGCCGUGCAUCACACGUGCAGGUGACGUGCAGCACGUAGGCGGCCGAUGCGCAGGCUUGCCGCGGGUCUUACACACGCGCUUGUGCGUCACUUCCGCCCCGGAGAAAUCAGGCGGCCUCAGAAUGUUUCUCCAGGUCCCGUUCUCUCCCUCCGCGAGCUGACCUGAUAAAUGCUUUCGUCUGCAGGCUGUGCACAACAUGUUUGUGACGCACACUGUGCAUAACAUGCAUGUGUGACGCACACUGUGGUGUCACAGGAAAUUCACUCACUACCAUGCUCUCACUCACCUCGCCUUUUCCAUCAUUCCUUUCCCUCCACCACUCUUUUCCUGCCAACGUCGUUAAGAAAUCUUUGUGGCCAGCACACACCCCGAGCAAAGCAAAACUCGUAUUUGUCACCGAUGUAUAUCAUGUAAACUCGAAACUGGAAAAAGGAGAAACUCUUAUCGUUUGCAUCCUAUAUAUAUUUCUAGUCAGUACAUCCUUUAAAAGUUUCUAUAACUGUUUCCUGUUGGUUUAUCUUAAAAGAAAUGUAAUUUACACCGAUCACAUUUUUUUUUUAGUCAGAACUUCAUAAUGAUUGUAUCCUGACUUUUUAUGUAUUCUGGGUUAGAACCAAUAAAAUGAAAUGUAAUGAUAAUAUAUUUCGUCUAAGACAAAUGAAAUUUUUUUAUUAACUAGCAUCUUGCUGUCAUGCGUCUUUGUUGACUUCAAACCUCAAAUGUAGUAAUACACUAUAUCCUGUGUGUACAAUGAUAGUAACUGGAGAUAUUUUUUUUAAAUAUUUGUUUCAUGUUUUUGGCAUAGUUAUAUUUCGCUUGUGCAGACUAUUUAUUUUGUCAUCUGUUAAUUGAUGAUGUGGUAAAGAGAUUGCAGAUGAGUGAUGCAGACGGCGGAAAACGACAAUAAGAUGAAGUCACGUGCGGUGUAGCACGCUCUCCCCAGGAUACCUUCGUCACGUGAUGUGUCAGCUGCUGUCAUAACGAAUUACUCAUCUCGCUUUGGAAACAUGUUCAUGUCUUCCACGUGUAUUUAUGAUUGGCCUGUUCACAGAAUCCUAUAGGAUGAAUAAAAGUGUUACUCUGACCAAGA
Molecule: messenger RNA, 5994 nt
Organism: Pomacea canaliculata
Lineage: Eukaryota; Metazoa; Mollusca; Gastropoda; Architaenioglossa; Ampullariidae
Product: chloride intracellular channel exl-1-like
Biological process (GO): chloride transport
Cellular component (GO): apical plasma membrane; cytoplasm
Molecular function (GO): chloride channel activity
Source: RefSeq, a predicted model, not a curated record